Postia placenta MAD-698-R-SB12 is the source of this 2502-nucleotide messenger RNA. RefSeq lists its product as hypothetical. The record is from RefSeq and is a predicted model, not a curated record. Lineage: Eukaryota; Fungi; Basidiomycota; Agaricomycetes; Polyporales; Adustoporiaceae. Gene Ontology annotation, molecular function: endonuclease activity. The transcript is spliced from 11 exons. Gene Ontology annotation, cellular component: mitochondrion; nucleus. Gene Ontology annotation, biological process: response to UV; mitochondrial DNA repair; nucleotide-excision repair. Bases 1 to 2502 code for a protein of 833 amino acids.
AUGGAUACGCCUACUCAAUACAAAGUCUAUAUCGGUCAAUACUGUAGCCCGGCACGACCCAAUGUCGAACCCGAGUACUGGGUGCUCAUAGUCAAGAAGACCCCGCGGGACUUUGAAGGGAUCUCUCACGCUACCGGUGAUGUUUUCCGUGUCCGGGAUGGCUUCCGCCUCGAGCACAAGAAAGACGACGGUUACAAUGCCUCAGGACUAUACCGAGGCGCUGCACUUGUCGGGUAUCUGGAAACAACCCAUCUCGAUGAGGCCGCGGCACUCCUCGAGAGCGAGAUUUCAUACCGUGAUAAUCACUAUCGUUGGGAUCGCAAGGACUGGGUUGAGACCGCCCUCUCCGUCCUACAGAAUCAAGAAUAUUUCACGUUGCGGGGCGGGCCCUUCACGACCGCUGUUCUGGAGAAAAUGAUGGAAAAACCUUGCCUACUGUACCCGACCCAGGCGGUCAAUAAAAUCAUCGUUGUCAUGAUUGCGUCGUCGGUUGCCCGUCGUUCUUUGUGCCUUGCAAGCCAGAGGUCCAGUCCUGCAAAUUCUCCUGUGGUUGUCAUGCCUUCAAAGCGAAAACGCUCUCUGAAGGUCCCUGAGGCUUCGCACUUGGCAGCCGCAGAGCCAACCAUAGCGUCAUCCGACCCAGUACCUCUAAUGGAAGACCCUAUAGCAGCGGCAACUGCUGCGGUUCUAGCUCUCAGCGAGCCGCUCCCAGGUCUCGCGGGUUCUGCCGUAUCGCCUCGCAGACGCGCAUCCGCCCGCUCAGCCACUAAAAAGAAGGUGAAGUACGCGGAAGCCACCACUGACGGCGAAGGCGAACCUACAAACUCGGCCGCAGGAGAUGGGAACGAGGGACAGCUCACGGCGCUCGACGACGAAUCAGCCGAGGCGAAACCGAAGGUGAAGCACACACGGCGCAAGAAGGACACUGAGCCCGUGGUGUAUGACAUACCCGCUGUCGAACGGAAGCAAACCGGUUUUACAGGCCGCCUUGGCUACGCGUGUCUCAACACUAUCUUGCGUGUCCGCAAGCCAGAGCCUGUUUUCUGCUCGCGCACGUGCCGACUUGACACGAUUCGCAAGAAUGGUAUUGAGUUCGCGAAGGACCUCGGGCGCAGGAACGCUACGGAUCUCCUCGAAAUGAUUGAGUGGAACGAGGAGAACAAAAUCCGCUUUUUCCGCGUAUCUUCGGAGAUGUUCCCGUUCGCGUCGCACAAGGUGCACGGGUAUGACUUGUCAUACGCGCACGAGGAGCUCAAGGCUGCCGGGGCACUGGCAAAGCACUACGGCCAUCGACUUACUGCCCAUCCCGGCCAGUUCACACAGCUCGCGUCGCCUCGUGAGGAUGUCGUCGAAGCAAGUGUGCGAGAACUUGAUUAUCAUUGUCAGAUGAUGCGCUACAUGGAUCUCGACCAGGACAGUGUGAUCAUCAUCCAUAUGGGGGGCGUGUACGGCGACAAGGACGGUGCGCUCGCGCGUUUCCGCGAGAACUACACCACGAAGCUCACGGACGAGAUGAAGGCGCGGCUGGUACUCGAGAAUGACGAGAUAUGUUACAACCCAGACGAGCUGCUCCCUAUAUGCGAGGAGCUGAGCAUCCCCAUGGUGCUGGAUUAUCACCACAAUUGGAUAAAUCCGAGUGUGCUCCCAUUUCCGGAGCUCUUGCCUCGCAUUGCAGCAACAUGGACGCGGAAGGGCAUCCGACAAAAGCAGCACCUCAGCGAGCCGCGUCCGGGCGCAGAGAGCAUCAUGGAGAAGCGCGCGCACGCUGACCGGUGCCAGGAGCUGCCCGAAGUCCUUGUUGGCGGCGACGUCGAUUUAAUGAUUGAGGCGAAGGACAAGGAACAGGCCGUGUUCCACCUAUACCGCAUAUACGGCCUCGAACCCGUUAUUCAUGCGAAUCUGCGCCCGGAGAACCCGCCGAAACCGUUCAUCCGCGGGAAGGGAUGCGUAGCUGCCGAGGACGAUGAGGGCGAUGGAGAGGAUGCCGCUGAGGAGGUAAACGAAGAUGAUGCGCGCGAGACGAGGGCGAAGACGCGCGGAAAGAGGACGAAGACGAACGUGACGCAAGAGGGCGUGGACGAGCUCACACCUAAUGCUAUCGGAGAAUCCGGAGAAGCGGCGUCCACCAUUAGGACACCUACGUCGUCACCGAUGAAGCGUACGCCGAAGCGAAGACGCACAGCGACGAACGUCAUCGCAUCGCAGGCCGAAAUCGAGGUUGCCGCCGAUCCCAUGUCAUUGAAGCGCAAGUCGCGCUCGAAGCUUGAUCCCGCGUCCUCGCCGAAGAAGCGGCGAACAGUAUCUAAGCUCAUGACGAAGACACGCGAGCUGAUCAACCAGGAAGAGGACGUGCAGCCUGUUGAUGGAGCGCGCGCGGAGGAUGUAGAAGCGGAUGAGCAUCCUGAGGCCGUAAUGGCAGAGGAAACGGAAACAAUUACGGACGCGAUCGGCGCUUGUGCAAGCGGAAGGGCCAGAGCGGUGUUGGGAUCAGUGAUGUCUUGA